GACAUAGUGUCACACUGACAAAUUAUCUUUGUUAGCUUGCAGAAGCUAGCUGCUGAAUGAAUUUCGAUAAUUGCAACUAUUCCACGUCGUUUGCAUAAAUUUGGAAAUCAUUUAAUUGUUUAUUGAAGACUACGUUAUUGAAUGGAUAGUUUUUUUCAGAGCAUAAUAAAGCAUUAUUUCUAAAGCUUCUCCCUAAAAAUGAUUGUAUGUGUUUGAGGUCUUUUUAUCUUUAGAAUGGGUGAUAUUUACAUCGCAGUAGUAUGUUCUUCCAACAUGAAUCGGAGCAUGGAAGCUCAUGCAUUUCUUGUUAAAAAAGGUUUCAAAGUUAAAUCUUUUGGAACUGGUGAAAAAGUAAAACUACCAGGCGCUUCCGCGGAUCGGCCCAACUGUUACGAAUUCGGUGUACCAUAUGAUGAUAUAUACAAUGACUUAUUAGAGAAAGACAAGGGAUACUAUACCCAAAAUGGUUUAUUACAUAUGUUGGAUCGGAACAGGAGGAUCAAACCAUGCCCAGAAAAAUUUCAAGUGUCUACAGAGCGAUUUGAUGUCAUUAUAACAUGUGAGGAGAGAGUAUAUGACCAAGUAAUAGAAUGGUUUGGUUCAAGAAGAUCAGUGUAUAACCAACCUGUCCAUGUUAUUAACAUAGACAUCCAAGAUAACCAUGAAGAGGCAACAAUCGGGGCAUUUUUAAUAAGUGAUAUGGUCACUAAAAUGGCUCAAAGUGAAGACUUGGACAAUGACAUUGAUGAAUUAUUGCAUGAUUUUGAAGCAAAGUGCCACAGGCCAAUUUUGAAUUGUAUCAUGUUUUACUAAUUUAUGAUUUGACAUAUAUGACUAUAAUUUCAAUAAAAUUAAAAUGAAUUGUUAUAGGCAA
Molecule: messenger RNA, 874 nt
Organism: Plodia interpunctella (Indianmeal moth)
Lineage: Eukaryota; Metazoa; Arthropoda; Insecta; Lepidoptera; Pyralidae
Gene: Ssu72
Product: Ssu72 CTD phosphatase
Exons: 1
Coding region: 235-813 (192 amino acids)
Biological process (GO): termination of RNA polymerase II transcription
Cellular component (GO): mRNA cleavage and polyadenylation specificity factor complex; nucleus
Molecular function (GO): RNA polymerase II CTD heptapeptide repeat phosphatase activity
Source: RefSeq, a predicted model, not a curated record